CUUCAGGCGCUUUUUUUCCCCAGGCGGUGCUUCCAUGCUGCCUUGGCCGAAGGCGGCUGGCGUAAAGGAGAAGUGCUAAGCGAGGAAGAUUGUUUUCCUCCUCCUCCUCCUCCUGCUAAGGCUCUUUUAGGAUUGACUUCGUAUUGUCUUUUUCCCCCCUUCUCUCAGGAACUGCGGCCUCCUCAGUUGUUUGGAGAGCUGAGGCUGCCAAAGUGUUGAGGACAAAAGGAGCACCAGAAUUUCUGUUACAGGAAAAAGCGUCUCAGCCACUUUUGUUCCGUUUUAAGAGAGCCGUUGUCCUGGACAGGAAAGGGAGGAUUUCAAGUUUAGAGAAGGAGUUCAGCACGACACCUGCCAUCUUGCUUAAAAAGGAAACGAGUUGAGACGACUUUUCAAGCUUUAGUCCAGUAAUUGCACUAGUUUACCUGCAGCAAACCUUCAGGAUAACUGGUGUGAGAUUUCCUGGCUCUUAAGGGACUCUUUCCUAGUAUUUUCCCCUUGAGAAGGAGGAGGGGGAAGGCGCGUGUGCACGAGUUCCAAAUAUAAUAUGAUGCUCUUUGGAUGGCUCUGUAGGAGUAUGUAUAAAAAAUAGAAGGUCCGACACAUUCGUGAGAAAGUGGAAGAAGUAGGUACCCUACUCCCUCCAGAUUAUUCUACCUCUUCCCUAAUUUUUUACCUAUCACCUAUCAUGACUCAGGAAAGUGAGCAUGGGAAAUGGACAGUGUCAAGUAGUGAUGAGAGUGCAGAUGAGCAACCUGGUUCUGAGAAGCCAUCCACCUCUUCAAUGCUACCUGCUGGGGGAAGUGAAAGUGGGGUUCCCCAUUACCCUUGUUCAGAGGCCAGAAAAGCUGCUGUCAAGAGAAAAUCUUCCCCUCUGAAAUAUAACAAUGAAAGCUGUCCAAAAGUGUCUCCAGCCCUCAAACAGAAGCCUUCUCAAGAAGGCUUAGGUUGGUGCCUUUCAAGUAGUGAUGAAGAGGAAGAUUUCAAAGAGCAACAAGGGAAAGGAGAGGCAACAGCCAAAGUCACCCAGGAAGAAUGCUGGGUGCCUAAAGAACCAGUCACAACUCAUAAGCUUCUACAGAGUCACAAAUCUGCAGCACCAUCUGACAAAGUACAGGACACUUGGGAUCUGUUGAAUGGAGGGAACCCUUUCAGAUUCUUCCUCACUAAAGUCAAAGGAAUUAAGUCAAAGUACAAUACUGGAGCUCUCCACAUAAAAGAUAUUUUGUCUCCCCUGUUUGGAUCCCUUGUAUCUUCUGUUCAGUUUAACUAUUGUAUAGAUGUGGAGUGGCUUGUGAAUCAAUAUCCAAAAGAAUUCAGGGACAAACCUUUAUUAAUAGUCCAUGGUGAGAAACGGGAAUCCAAGGCUGAGUUACAUGAGCAAGCAUGUCCAUAUAAAAAUGUCCGCUUGUGCCAGGCGAAGUUGGAUAUUGCAUUUGGCACCCACCACACGAAAAUGAUGUUGUUGCAAUAUGAGGAAGGCUUUCGAGUAGUAAUACAUACAUCCAAUCUUAUUGAAGAUGACUGGUACCAGAAAACACAAGGAAUAUGGCUGAGUCCUCUGUAUCCAAGGCUACCACCUGGAUCUGCUGAAACUGAUGGAGAAUCUCAUACCAAUUUUAAGUCUGACCUAAUAAGCUAUUUGAUGUCUUACAAUUCUCCUACACUCAGUGAAUGGGUUGAAGUAAUCAAGCAACAUGAUUUUUCAGAAACCAGAGUAUAUCUUCUUGGGUCAACUCCAGGUCGAUACCAGAACAAUGAAAAAGAGAAAUGGGGUCAUCUUAGACUUAGAAAGCUUUUGAAAGAGCACACAGAGCAGUUACCUACUCAGGAUUCUUGGCCUAUAAUAGGACAGUUCUCAAGUAUUGGAUCAAUGGGAGCUGAUCAAUCCAAAUGGCUGUGCUCAGAAUUUAGAGACAGUUUGGCCUGUCUAGGAAACAGUGUCAAGACUCUAACAAAUCAUGAUGUUCCCAUUCAUCUGGUUUACCCAACUGUGGACAAUGUGAGACAAAGUUUAGAAGGAUAUCCAGCUGGGGGCUCUCUUCCAUACAGUAUUCAAACUGCACAGAAACAGCUUUGGCUGCAUUCUUAUUUUCACAAAUGGUCAGCUGAAACUUCAGGACGUAGCCAUGCAAUGCCACACAUUAAGACUUACAUGCGAGUAUCUCCCGAUUUCCAGAAGAUUGCAUGGUUUCUAGUUACAAGUGCGAAUCUUUCUAAGGCUGCUUGGGGAGCUUUUGAGAAAAAUGGUACACAGCUGAUGAUCCGAUCAUAUGAGCUAGGAGUUCUCUUUCUGCCUUCAGAAUUUGGCUUAGAUACAGGCUAUUUCCAAGUGAAGGAAAACAUUUUUUCUGAUGAGCCAAUGUUGUCAUUUCCUGUGCCUUACGAUUUGCCCCCAGAAAAAUAUGAAAACAAAGAUCGUCCAUGGAUUUGGAAUAUUCCCUACACCAAAGCUCCUGAUUCACAUGGAAACAUGUGGGUUCCUAAAUGAAUAACUCAAGUUCACUCAAAAAUUCAUCAUCCUGCUUUCUGGGCCCACUUGUAUGUGCCUGUAAGACUUGGUCAUUUGAAAAACAGGAUUGUACAGAUGAUGAAAUCCAUUUCUUUAAAACAGAUUAUUUUUAAAGUGACAGUAUUUUUUAGAAACUAACAAAGUGCAGUGUCUCUAGUUCUCAUGAUGAUAUAAUGCUUUUAAAAAUGUAUUUAUAAACUUAAUUACUCUAUUUUGAAAAAGCCAUGUGAAUUAUGUCAGGUGGCUACCUUUAUAUUGUGACCUAAACAUUUUCAACCAUGUUUGCUUUUCCUGGAAAUAAUGGCCAUGAUGAAGAAAAAAGUUGUAUAGUUGAAAUAAAGCUAAUAAAAAGACUUGAUUACAAGAA
Messenger RNA from Varanus komodoensis (Komodo dragon), 2879 nucleotides. RefSeq names its product tyrosyl-DNA phosphodiesterase 1 (gene TDP1). The record is from RefSeq and is a predicted model, not a curated record. Gene Ontology annotation, biological process: single strand break repair; double-strand break repair. The coding region runs from base 689 to 2491 and encodes 600 amino acids. NCBI's taxonomy places the organism in Eukaryota, Metazoa, Chordata, Lepidosauria, Squamata, Varanidae. Gene Ontology annotation, molecular function: double-stranded DNA binding; 3'-tyrosyl-DNA phosphodiesterase activity; single-stranded DNA binding. Gene Ontology annotation, cellular component: nucleus. The transcript has 15 exons.